AUCUGGAUCCCAGUACGACUAGCAUACAGUCCAGCGUCCUCUCCUACGGAAACCACGGCCUCCUUAAGUUUUGGAAAGAAAGCAAGAAAAGAAAGGAAGAAAGAAGAAAAACACCUUCCCGGCAACUUUCUACCGUCUACUCUCCUCCCGUGGUUUAUACUGUCGUCGAAGCUGUGAAGCAGUGGUGUGAUUCAGAGAUUCUUGCCUGUAGUUUUAAAAACUUUUUACAUGUUUUAAAUUUGUUGUUCUGUCGCUUCUUCGUGUUUUUGCGAUUGAGUCUGGGACUCGAUACAUACCCGAGCUUUUAAACGGACGACGUUAGAGCCGUGUCUAAAGUGUUUUUCGGUGUUUUUUCCUCGCUCGAAGUAGUUUCAGAGGUGGCCUCAGAGCUGCUGUGAAUUAAGUAUCUGUUGAGCUGAAGAAAUCAGCGCGUCUCCAUGAGGAAACUCAGCGUGGGAGUCGGUGAAACUUUGUCCUAGCUUACGCACACCUGAGCGAUUACAGUGUUUCUCUUUUUUGCUUUUUGUGCUGGUAAUUUUGUAGUUUUUUUGUUUGUUUUUUUAACUGACACAAAAUGAAGACGCUGUUGGUGCUGUGUGUAGUCUGCACGCUGGUUGUGUUGUCUGUGUCGGGGUCUGCGGAGCAAAAGUUGAAGAACUGUAAUGAAGUUCGUGCUGCUUACAGCUCCAAAGGCUUCAACGUUAACGACGUCCCCAACAAAGGAGUCAACGGAGCCCCUCUGAAAGUGUGUCCGCAGGGUUUCUCCUGCUGCACGGUGGAGAUGGAGGAGAAGCUGAGCCAGCAGAGCCACUCAGACAUGAAAGCUCCCGUCUCCAGGCUUAGCACCAACCUACAAUCCACCUUCAAACAGAAGCAUGACCACUUUGACAAGUUUUUCCGUGAGCUUCUGAAAAAUGCAGAGCUCUCGCUACACAACAUGUUUGUGCGAACAUACGGGAUGAUGUACAUGCAGAACGCAGAGCUGUUCAAGAACUUUUUCGAGGCCCUGACUCGGUACUACGUGUCUGGCAGCGCCGCCGUCAACCUGGACUCCAUGCUGUCGGACUUCUGGGCCGACCUCCUGGAGAGGAUGUUCCGGCUAGUGAACGUACAGUACGAAUUCAGCGACGCCUAUAUGGAGUGCGUCAGCCAGCACACGGAGCAGCUGCAGCCGUUUGGUGAUGUGCCUCGCAAGCUCCGCAUCCAGCUGACGCGGGCCUUCGUCGCCGCACGCACAUUUGUGCGCGGCCUGGCACUCAUGCCAGAGGUGGUCAACAAGGUUUCUACGGUCAGCGCGUCUCCCAGCUGUGUGCGAGCGGUCAUGAAGAUGAUGUACUGUCCCUACUGCUCGGGCCAAGUGGCCCUGAAACCAUGCCAGAAUUACUGUCUGAAUGUGAUGCGCGGGUGUUUGGCCAACCAGGCAGACUUGGACACAGAAUGGAACAACUUCCUCGAUGCCAUGCUUAGUCUGGCUGAGAGACUCGAAGGACCCUUUAAUUUUGAGUCCGUCAUGGAUCCCAUUGAUGUGAAGAUCUCCGAGGCCAUCAUGAACAUGCAGGAGAACAGUAUGCAAGUGUCACAGAAAGUUUUCCAGGGUUGUGGGCAGCCUAAACCAAGCGUGGCUUUCCGUUCCAAGCGUUCUGUUAAAGAAACAGGCUUCACCGGCCGCUUCCGCCCCUACAGCCCUGACGCUAGGCCCACCACCGCUGCUGGGACCAGUUUAGAUCGACUGACAAAUGAUGUGAAGAAGAAGCUGAAACAUGCAAAGAAGUUCUGGUCCACAUUGCCAGAGACUGUGUGUGCAGGUGAGAGGAUUGCACCUGGAGACGAGUGCUGGAAUGGAACAGCAAAAAGCAGGUACGAGUCAGUUGUCAUUGGCAAUGGACUGGCAAAUCAGGUAUCAAACCCUGACGUGGAUGUGGACAUAACGAAGCCAGACAUUGUGAUUCGCAGUCAAAUUGCAGUUUUGAAGGAAAUGACGAGCAGGCUUAAAGCUGCGCACAGUGGCAAUGACAUCUCUGUUGAAACCGAUGACUUUGGCAGUGGAGAAGAGGAGAGCGGCAGCGGUUGCGAGCCUCCAUCCUGCGACACAGACAUCUACUUCUCCACGCCACCGAACCCCGGCAAGCCUCGGGUCAAUCAAGUGGUGGUGGGCAGAAGUCCGCUGGCCUCACAGGGAAGCGUGGCGCUGGCGCUCUGUGGGCUGGCCCUUGCCCUGCUCGCUCCCCACUUGCGAUAAAACUGGCUGGGCAGGGAGAGGACCAGAACGACCAGAAAUGACGGAACGAAGGGGAAAACUGUCAGAGAGACUUUAAAAAGACUGCCUUCAGGACCUUGGACUGUCCGCCAUUGGGGGGAAGACUCUUCUUAAUAUUAUGAUAACUUCACAUUUAAUUAUUUGUUUGUAUGUUUUUAAGGACAUCAGUGUACAGCAAUAUGAUUUUCUUCCCAAGAAAUCCACCUUUUUUCCCCUUUUCCCCAGAUAAACCUUUACUCCUUAUGGCUCUUUUGGAGCUUCACUAUGGUUCUGCUUGCAGCAUUACAAAUAUUAUAUAAUUGUCUUAUUUUGGCAAUUUAAUCGCAUAAUUCAUUUGUGUGCCUUCUUCAGUAAUUGCCAUCUGAUAACAAAAUAGUAAGCAAGAAUAUUGGUUGAACAUUGCGUGCCUGUGAUGAGACAUAUCUUCAUAUUUCUGAGGACGUUCUGUCUUUCUGUUAUUCAGAGAUCAACAAAUAAUGUACUGUUGUUAUGGACGUUAACAUUUCAUAACAUUUUGCACAUCAUCAAAUGUGCAUAUUGUGAAUGUUUUUGUUUGUGCAUUUCUACAUUCAUGUACAUCAGAAAUGGUGAAGCUACCUGUUGAUCUCCACUACUGAAUAGUUUGAGUUUUAGUUCAGUCUUCUUUGGAGAGACAUUAAAGACUCUUUUCAGAGCUGCUGAGCGGCAGCUUAUCUCUCAGAAAUCCAGAGAGAGAAGUUACAGCACAGGUAUUUAUGUUUCACCUGCAGAUGGGAUCAGUCUUUAGAGGAGCUUUUAGGGCGCUCUGCGAGCCCAAACAUGCAUAUUGUGUGUCUGCUAUGAGCAUUAUCACAACCUAACCUUUAAUUUCCUCAUUCAUUUUUAACUUCAUUUCCUCAGCUUAAACACUUCAAUAGUAAGGUCAUACCUCAUGCAUGCUCUCGUUGUCAAUGCAAUCCAGUGAUGUUGAGUUGAAAGUGUCUGAUAGAGUUGAGAUAUGUGGCUGGCAACCUGGUGAAAGGUAACUGGCGUGGAAGGAGAAGGACUCCCCUGGCAUUACCCCUAAAGAAGGCAAAGCUGACAAGUCCUGAAAACCCUUUUUUUGGUACUGUAAGCUCAGUUCAGCACAGAGGAUCUGACUCUAUACAGUCUUACUGUUUGAAAAGAAAAGGUGGUGACAUGUAUGUUCAGAGCAUUUCACAUUAAACUAGAGAAGAGGAACAAAAGAUAGUGCUUUGAUCAAAUGAAAUCAUGAAAAGAUUAUUUUAAUACAGGGUUUUAUGUUGAAGAGGUGUUGUAAUUUUUAGCUAUUUUUGGUAUGAAGAUAUAUAUUAGGUACUACAGUGGAUUUUACUGCUAGUUUUAGGUGGUGGAAGAGGACAGUGUGCACAGAACAUCGGGGCACUUUUGGUCAGUGUGCACGGUGUUUUGGGGCGUUUUUUUAAUGCCCUCAUCCCCCCGUCCCACAAUAUACACUUGUACCUCUGAAAUGGCCUGUGUCAGUAUAAAUGGACUCAUCCUGAACCAUUUGAUCUACCUAUCCUCAUCCUCACGUUUUCAUCAUUUCGACUCGAGGUGGAAUGUUGAAGUAUUGUCGCAAGUGCUACCAAAAUUAAUGCAACAUAUGGUGCCUGAUCUUUUUUUUAUUUUAUUUUUUUUAACCUUGGUACAUUAUUAGCAACUUGGUAAGGUGAAAAAAAAAGAAUGUAGAUGUUGAUGAUUUGUAUCUUCUCAGAUUCCCUGAAGGGUGUUUGAGUUAAUUGUUACCAGCUGACAAGCACAACAUAAAAUUUUCUAUGUCCUCUAAUUUGAUAAUCGGGGCUGUAAGUUGCAUUACUUAGCCAUUUCAUCUCUAAAAUGUUGCUGCCUCAUGUACCUUUUGUACAGUAACGUAUGCAUGUAUUUUAAUGUCAUUGCAAACAUGCUUUUAGUACUGACAUUGACUAUCCAAAAUACAGUAUUCAGAAGGUUUCGAUAUGCAAAAUUUGGUUAAAAAAAAAAACUCAAAGUAUUUGAAUUGGUACCAGGUUUGAGGGCUUUAAAUAUGCAUUUUAUUAAAAUUGAAAAAAGGAUUUGCCUAUUUCAUAUUUGUCUGCAGGUCUCAAUUUACAACUGGCUGCAGUUGUAGACAGAUGGUAAAUAGUGGACAAACCUGUUCGCCUCUUGUUUGGCUUUGAGAUUAAGAAAAAGUGAUGUUUCCAAUGAACAAAUGUGGAAUAAAUCAACAAGGACAGCAAUAUUAGGAAUCUGACUUUGAAGGAUUUGAUGAAACAUCUAUGCAACCUGUUAAACAUACUGAAGCCGUAAUUUAAAAUAAUAAAGCUGUGCUUCAGCAGCUUGAUUUGGCAUUAUAAACUGCAUGUAACUGGUUCAAUUCUCAUGAUUUUUUUUUUCCACCAACAUUUCUACAAGGGCUUGUGCAUGUGUUCGUGUCAUGUGGAAGAGCUGUGUCGAGUGUGAAGAAACCCAACUUUCUGAGAGUCAGAGGAAAUGUUUUGGGUGAUGAUGGUAAAUGUCUGUGCUUGCGGGCCAGGGCAGCAACAUUUCUCGGCUGGCAGGAGUUGGUCCAGCCGCUGGAUGAUGUUCAUUCGGUCUACAGUGCAACUCCAGUCCUAGUGACUUAUAAGUUCAGUUGGACAGGGGUUGAAACUUUUUCCCACUGCCUUUGGCCCACAAGAACAGAAAGGCCUUGCUUUCUAAGGAGAGAGUGAGUGACUUGACUGAAAAGAAUUUAAAAAUGUGUAAAUAAAGAGCAGCCGUUUUUAGAUGUCUCUAAAAGAGGCCGUAACAGUACACCAGAUUUUUACUUGUCAGAGUAUCUCCUAAAUGCUAUGGAAAGACGAGAUGAGAUAGAUGUUAAAUUGUAAGAGAAAAUGUAUAUUAAACAACAUUUCUUAGUCUUGUUGAAAUAAAGACUGCCAAUAUUUAAA
Lates calcarifer (barramundi perch) is the source of this 5166-nucleotide messenger RNA. RefSeq names its product glypican 4 (gene gpc4). The transcript has 9 exons. The record is from RefSeq and is a predicted model, not a curated record. The coding region runs from base 575 to 2239 and encodes 554 amino acids. NCBI's taxonomy places the organism in Eukaryota, Metazoa, Chordata, Actinopteri, Centropomidae. Gene Ontology annotation, biological process: regulation of signal transduction; regulation of protein localization to membrane; cell migration. Gene Ontology annotation, cellular component: extracellular region; plasma membrane; cell surface.